Molecule: messenger RNA, 2668 nt
Organism: Culex pipiens pallens (northern house mosquito)
Lineage: Eukaryota; Metazoa; Arthropoda; Insecta; Diptera; Culicidae
Exons: 6
Coding region: 76-2604 (842 amino acids)
Biological process (GO): cilium movement involved in cell motility; cilium assembly
Cellular component (GO): nucleus; microtubule cytoskeleton
Source: RefSeq, a predicted model, not a curated record
CGCAACUACGCAUCCAAGUAGUUCGAACGUUCUCCUAAAUUCACUGUCAGCUUUUGAAUCGUUUCUUCGUGAAUCAUGUCUCGGCAGAAGUUUUCCAAGUGUCCUCCGAUUGCGGUGGACGAUGAAGUGUACGAAAUUCGGCAGUGUUUGUAUUCGGUUCCGGAGGAAUUCUUCGUGAAGGAGGAACCGGUCCGGGAUGAGCAGUGUCUUUCGGUGACUCUGAGUACGGUUUCGUCGGGUGGAGUUCCCGCGAUGCCGUCCUACACCCGGCUGGAGGAUCUGUUCGACUUGGGGGCCUUAUCACCGGAGGUCAUCGAUAAGCUGUGCUUCACCGAGAUGAUGCUGUUAAGCGCCGGCGGCGAAAGCGCAGAGGAAUCUGCACUGGUCGGUGGAUUAGCCAUCCAAGUGGAGUCUAUUGCUGACGAAGUGAUUGCCGUUUUUUGCAGCUCUCAGUUCUCGAUGGGCGAUGACAAGGCGGCCCGCUCGGAACUGUUGGCCUUGACCGAUAAGCAGCUGAGCCCGUUCCAGGAGCGCAAAUCGGAAACGGUGCAGAGUGGGGACUUCCUACAGGAGAAGCAACUGCAGCUGUACUUUGACGAGGACCAGAACGUAACGGCGGUACGGCAUGAAACGAUAGGAGAUAAAACCGAAACUUGUCACGGGGUCCUCGAAGGUCACCAGGAAGGCAUCCUGAUUCCAGACGGUCUAAACGUCCUCUUCAUGCGUUACCUCAUGGUAACUGACUUCACCGGAGAACUGCACACCCGGACUAUCGACAUCACGGGCCGUGUUGGUCACUCAAUCUACCAGAUCACCAACGCCAUACCGACGAAGGUCAACGGAGAUAUCCACGACAUCAAGCAGGUCAUCCGUACCAUCUACUACGAUGACACGGAAGAGCCCGAAGUGAGCGUCAGUCACUACUUCACCGAUGGUCACCUGCAAAGCCACACAUGGAACAACUCCAAGUACUACCUCACCAUAAACCGGGUCUCGGAAAUGUCCCUGGACAUGGAGGACAUGUGCACCACAAUGCAGGUUUACCUUGAGGAACUCGCCAGGCUGCUCGAGGGAACUCCCAAGGAAGUUACACCCGCCAGGUCAACCGACGUUAUCCGGGGAGUCCUCUCGGAAAUCAUGAACGCCGAAACUUCGUACGACAACCCGUUCCACGUGCACAAAGACCCUCCGCCACCAUGUCCGGACAGCAUGGAGCUGAAAACGAGUCCCGUUGGGCUGCCGGCUAGUGAUCCUCCGUGUUACCUGCCGCAACGGACGGGAAACUCGGACGUCCAUCCGCUGUCCAAGCCGAUGGGACCGAUCGGACCAUGGGCCACGGGUCGCGUCGACUGGGGCGCCCUGUCCGGCCAGACGGGCACACGUCCGGUUGUGGACCGCUACUCGAUCACUCGGUACAGCGUGGACGAGUGGCGCCAGCGAAACGCCGACACGAUCGACGCUUGCGCCAGCACAGUCACCAAGAGCGAGAAGAUCGAGCACGACAGCCGAAACACGAUCAUCCGGACGUAUGCCAUCACGGACAAGAACCAGGCCGACUGCACGCAGAGUUUGCACGGCCGGGCCAAAACCAUCGACGACAUGAAGAGCGAGCUGGAACGGGCCAUCAAGGCGAUGCAGGACGAGAUUAGCACGCUGGAGGAGCAACGGCGACGGUUGAAGCAGUCACUGGCGGUUCUGCGCAUGCCGGAGGCCAUCGCAACGGAGUGCCUUGAACGGCGUACCGGCCGUCCCGAUACCGAACUGAUCCGAGAUCGUCCCGAGGAGGAACUGAUCCGCGAGAUUGCGCUCAUUGCGGAAAUCAGGUCAAUUUUAUUGAAAACCCUGUCCGAAAUUGAAUCACAGCAGGUGCAGAAUCGUGCCGCCAGACAGCGCAUGGAGUUCGACUGGAGCGACAAGAAGAUGGCCCACGAGAACGACGCGAUCAACUGCAACCUGACGAACAAGUCCACGAUAACGUUGUUCCGUCCCGGGGCGACCCGGUGUCCUUCAGAGCAAUCAACGGAAAUCUACUGGGAAAAGUUUAGCAAGGAAACGCUGGCAAUGUGCGCCACCUGCCGGAUGCAAUCCCAUGCCCUCCGGAACACGCUGGAUGCCAUUCUGAUGAACGCUGCCCGUGACCUCCGCUCGCAAGCCGACAGCGUCGAGCGCGCCCUGGCCGAUAGAAUCUCCUGCAUGGAGGAAGUCCGCCAAAAGUUGGAAAUCGAUCUUCUUACGACCCUCCAACGUUUGGCCGACACGGAAAUCCAAAUCGACAAACUGAAGGUGGCCAUACGGAACAUGGACCACGCGAUGAAAGUUGUCCAGACCCGGCUGGACAAUCGCAACCAGAGACCAAGGGUGGAGAAUUGUCGCGAUCAGUCGCAGUUGCUGCUGAUUGCGGAGGUUAAAUCGAUCGAGGAGGGACUUUCGGCCAUGAACGCGCAACUUCGGCAGGAAGAGGAAGUCAAGAACGAGCUCAUGAAUCGCAGAGGUGAACUGGAGAAGGAAAUUAUGAUGAAACGGCGCACGAUUGCGAUCGAUCGAGAUCGGUGCCAGCUUUUGCGAAGCCAUUUCCCGUCGGCAACUGCACUGAGUGGAUAUUAGCAAGAUUGAGGUCAUUGCGGUAUUUAUUUUUCAAACGCAUUUACAAGAAGCAUUACUUCACAGA